Messenger RNA from Psammomys obesus (fat sand rat), 1363 nucleotides. It is a transcript of the gene Haus7, whose product is annotated as HAUS augmin like complex subunit 7. Gene Ontology annotation, biological process: spindle assembly; centrosome cycle. Gene Ontology annotation, molecular function: microtubule minus-end binding. Gene Ontology annotation, cellular component: HAUS complex. The transcript is spliced from 10 exons. The record is from RefSeq and is a predicted model, not a curated record. Bases 84 to 1184 code for a protein of 366 amino acids. Lineage: Eukaryota; Metazoa; Chordata; Mammalia; Rodentia; Muridae.
AAAGUCCGAAGAAACUGGCGAGCUGUAAACAGUGCGACUGCGCUACUUGAGUGGGGGUGUGGUUACAUUUCAGAGCGCGAAACAUGGCGGAGAAGGGUGCAGCCGCUGGUGUCGGCGGCUCUGGUGACAGUUACAGCGAAGCUCUGGGUGAUGACCGCGUGGUCAAGACAGCUAUGGAGGUGUUCGAGAAGCUGAAGGGUGUAAACUGCCCCUUCCUGGACGGUCUGUAUAUCACAGAACCAAUGACAAUUCUGGAACUGCUGUGUAAGCCCUCAAAGUACAGGUUGGACAUACUGGAAUGGAUGUGUGUACGGGUCUGUCCCUCCUUGAAAGAGAAGUUCAGCUCUUUAAAAGGAACGGCAGUGGAUUUGAAGAUACUGGAGAUGGUGAAGCUAGGCCAUGAGCUGAUGUUGUGUGCACCCAAUGACCAGGAUCUUCUGAUGGGCCGUGAGUGUCCCCAGAAGCAGCUGCAGUUCCUGGACCAGUUCCUAGAUAUGAUGCAGAGCCUGGCCACUGGAUGUUCCAGUAGUUCUAGCCUGGAGAAAUACUUUGAAGACACCACAGAGAAGAAUAAGGCCUUGCUGGGGGAGCUCUUCUCCAGCCACAACCUGUGGGCAAUCGUGAAGCCUGAGAGUGACCCAUGGCUCUUGGACAUGCAAUCCUCUCUCAACAGGCAAUGUAAUGGCCGGCCAAAGGAUGGACGCUCUGCCCAGUCAGAGGGAGAGAAGGUGGCAGAUCUGGCCAGGCAGCUGCAAGAGAGUGCUACCAAGCUUCAGACACUCCAAGACCAGUACUUUGCACGGCAUCAUGCAGGGACUGAUACCAGUACCAUACACCAGAAGCUCCGUCUGGUCAUCUCUGACUUCUACCAGCUUGUUUUGGUCUUCCUGCAAGUCUAUGAUGAUGAGCUGGGCACUAUCCAGUGCCCACUACCCAGCCUGCACCCAAGUGGCACUAUCAUACAAGCUGUUUAUCAGAUUCUUGCUUCCUGUAGUCAGUUGUUGAGAGUAGCCAUGGAGAUUGAACGCGCCUCUGCUGAAGCUAUGGAAGUAGUGAGGAGGCAGCAAGAAGAGCCCAGCUGUUGCUCCAGCAACAACUCUGGGAUAAGCCUAGCUGCCAGGAUUGAUGAAGUAACACAGAAGUACAAGAGCGUCACUAACAGACUGCAUAGAGGCACAAGAUAAUGUGGGAGUAUGAAGCCCUCACUGGAGCUGUCAGGGGUGGCGGGGGCAGUUCCAGUCUUGUUCAUGGCCUGCAUGGUGCCUGCAGUUUGAAGGGGAGGAGGAAGAGGGAGGUAGAGAAAACAGGCAGAGAUGGAUAGAACAGAAGAGGUGGAAAUAAAAUAAGCCUGAUGCUCUGAGAA